This is a messenger RNA of Entrophospora candida, 768 nucleotides long. The record is from the annotation of a GenBank genome assembly. NCBI's taxonomy places the organism in Eukaryota, Fungi, Glomeromycota, Glomeromycetes, Entrophosporales, Entrophosporaceae.
AUGUCAACUUAUUUGACAGAAGAAACUUUAGAAAAAGGAUAUCGCCAGGACAAGUAUUUUGCACCAAUUUUUGAAGCAUUGAAAAAUUCAGUGAAGAGUGAUGAAAAACAAAAGGCACAAGCCAUACAUUAUGAAUUAAGAAAUAACAAAUUAUAUUUGAAACAAGGCCAACAACUUGUUAUUCCUAAAAACAAAGAAUUGCAAACUAGUUUGUUGCAAGAAUAUCAUGACAUUCCUAUUGCUGGACACUUAGGAAUUGAUAAAACAUAUGAAAAAUACAUAACUAGCUGUGAUUCAUGCCAAAGAAACAAAAGUAACAAUAAACAACCAGCUGGAUUAUUACAACCACUCUCUACACCAUUGAAACGUUGGGAACAAGUAACAAUGGAUUUCAUAGUGCAAUUACCAACAACACAUAAAGGAUAUGAUGCAAUUAUAGUAAUUGUAGACUGUUUAUCAAAACAUGCACAUUUUUGUCCAACACAUACAUCUGUAACUGCACCAGAAGUUGCAAAGAUUUUCUUUUCCACUAUUUUCAAAAAUCAUGGUCUACCUCAAGUUAUUAUUUCAGAUAGAGAUGCAAAAUUUACCAGUCGUUUUUGGAAAACAUUAUUUGAACAGGUAGGAACUAAAUUGGCUAUGUCAACUGCAUUUCAUCCACAAACUGAUGGGCAAACAGAACGAAUGAAUAGGACAUUGGAAGAAAUGUUAUGUGCAUACUCAUACAAACAAGACAAUCAUUGCUGUAAUUUCUACAACUGCAUAUAA